AUGGCGGAGAGAGCAGCCGCAUUUAAAGCUCUCUGCGCCUUUUAUGUGCUUGUGAUUGUCUCUAAAACUAUAUGUGCGUUAACUGAAUGGAAGGAAGGCCUUCAAUAUAACAGGAAUUAUGUCAACAGUGCUGCAAAUUAUUUGACACAAAAGGGAGAUAUGAACAGACAUGUUAAACCAUCCCCGCAGCAGGUGGGCGAAGUUUCGCGUACGUCACGUGCGGUCCGAGGCAAAGAAAUUAGAAGGAAGAUAUAUGAAGAAUACAAGGAUUUUUAUACAACUAUUGGAUUACAAGUUGUAGAUGACAGUGUGGCUAGAAGAGAAUAUAUGGACGCGGUCAGGAGGGAAAGUGAUUCAGGGGUGUCAAAUUUAAACACGUUAGAGAAACAGCAAGAAGAGAAACUUCCAGGGGAUGUCCUUGUCAUGAAGAGGCUUUGUUCUGCUCUAAGAUUUGGCAGACUUCCUGAUAAUGAGGUCCCUCAGCACACAUUGCCAAAAUUUGUAUCAUAUAUAAGUGAAAUGAAAGGACACAAAGGCAGUAUAUUGGAAAUAGGCUCUGGUUAUACAGUUUCCCUGCUGGCUGAUACUACCCAUACAUAUACAGCUAUAGCACUGCUCAUACAAGAUUCAAAGUUACCAGUAAAAGAAAAUUUAACUUACCAUAGUAUCCCAAACCUGUAUGUUGGCUCAUUGUUUCAAGACAAUCUACCAGCAGCUGUUGAAUAUCUUUAUAAUGAUAAUCAGGUUCUUUUCAACACUAUCCUACUCAGCAAUUUAACUUCCAUGGUUGGUGACCUUCUACCUCAUGAAUAUGAAGAACUAUUAGCAAGACUUUUAUCUCUGGCUAGAAAUACUUAUGUAGCAGACAUCAGCACCAAUAAUAAGCAUAUGCUCAAUUUUUUUAAGAACUGGGAAAACUUGCCAGUGCUUCUCAACAAGUGCUGUACUGUGGCUGGUCUGGACUGUGUUGUGGAACAAGUCAAGGGGUAUUUUGGUGGAUGGAAUAAUGGUCGAGAAGACCUGUACAAGGUACAGGUCCUCACUGGAACAAGAAAUUUACCAGAAAGUUUUUGCGAAAAAUCAUUACUUGAAGGAGAGUGCUACCUUCAUUUUGGAAAUGAAUCUGAACCAGUUGCCAUACAUUAUAAUGAUGGAAGUCAGCUACUUGUCCCUGAAACCAGUGACUGUAUCCCACUCCAAGUUAUAAACUACAUAGGUCCCAUACAAUCCACCAAGGAAAGGUUAUUGUAUCAACUGUUACAUGUGCCAUACCGUGACGACCAGAGAUCAUGUACUCUCUACAUCAAUGGUUCAAACAUUGUUUCAUUACAAGAUACACCUGUAAAAACUGGCAUUGAUUCACAUAUGUGGAGCUGUGAGGAGAACCCUCAGAUGCAUGCUUUAGUGAAGAAAUUAGUAGACUUGGACCCCUCAUUGACUGGUACAGAGCCACAUGAAAAGGGUUUACACAGUGCCAAAGCAGGGCAGAUUUCUCCUCACAAUUUCAACCAGAAGCAGCCUCAGGAGGACAGGGGAGCAAGGGUGCAACAACCCUAUGAGCAGGUGGAUAGUGUAGCAGAAAGAUGGAACAGGUUGAACAAUGAUGUAAAGGAAGCUGCUGAGAAAGACCAAGAACAAGUACAAAGGCUUAAUAAACAGUGGGACCGUGAAGGCAAUCCACCCUUGCCACAGCAAGACCCAGUGUUAGUCAGGCUAGACAAAACAUGGCGCAGGGAGGAGGAUAAGGUUGGCCUUGACCCUCCAGCAGUUCAAGGUCAAGUUCAAGGCAAAGUUCAAAGCCAAGGUAAAGAAUCCCUGUCCAGGAAUAUAGACCCUGCCUUAACAAAGGAUGAAAAGGAACUAAGACUAGCCAUGGGAUCAUUGGGUGGAGUUAAGGGAAUGGAAGGGAAUCCAGUCAUUGCUCAGCCAAAGAAACCAAUAGAAACUGAAGGACAGUUGCCUGAAUUAGAAAAGAACAUAAUUCAUCAGAAAGUGAGCAGUCCCAAAUAUGUUCAAAAUUUGAGAAGCAUACAGCAUGGAGGCACAACAACAACACUUAAAAGUGUAAUCCGUGAAUUUGAUUCUUUAAAUAACGAACCAGUACCUCUUGCAGAGCAACAUCAAAUUCCAAAACCAGUACCAAAACGAAUCCAUGGAAAUGCCAGGAAAAUUUAUAGAAAUAAAUAUCAGGGUGUGGAACAACAGGACAGUAGACAGGCUGAUUAUUUAAAAAAUGAUCUGGUACAAAAUGGUGCUGAUCAUUUGGGUCCUGUUGGAAAGAUUGAACAGCAGCCAGUGGUGUUUAAGCCCAGGGAACAAGGUGGUCAGAUAGAGAAAAGGAAAGAUGGUAUGAGGAGGCUACUUCAGAAUGAUGCCCAACAAGGCCUAUCCUUAAGUGUUAGGGAAAAACUAGACAAAUACAAGGAAGACUUUAAGAAAACUCUCAUGAAUAGAUAUAAAGCCCAAAGAACAAAGAUUGACAAUGACCAUGAUCAAAUUGAAAGCAAAAAAGUGACCUCCACCCAAGGCCCAGUGAAGAAAAUGGCAUCUAAGACAGCAACACCAUCGUCCUUGUCUUCAAAAGAGCCCUUGGUCUCUUUAAAUGGAAUUAGAAAAGAUAGUACUGACCAGCAAGCAGCUGCAGCCCAGAAGUCAGAGCUGGGAAAUAAUGAGUCUCCAGUGACUUCUGUAAAACCAGAAUUAAGAGAACCAGCAAGAACAGUGAGGGAGAAACACCAGCCAAUGGAACACACAUUUGGACCAAAACAUAAGGAGGAGAGUGUGUACGACUCUGAGUGGAAACUGAUCAAGAAUGACAUCGCUGCUCUGAAUGGGAAAGAGAGAAACUUCUUCAGUGUUUUGACCUAUGGUGGUAACCAGCAGGUGUUACUGGGAGCUAAGAUUGCUCACAGGUAUCCCAACUCUACUGUCCUCUCUGUACUUGACACAAGCAGUGCCAGACAUAUGCCAGGACUUAGGAAAAUGAUAACAAGCUUGGGUGCUAAGAAUUUCAUUCUCUUGGUGAAUAACUUGAGUCCUGGUACUGUGGAUAAAAUUGUCAAGAUGCCAGAGAUAUUUCAGAUUCAGAUUUUGGGCUUGGAGACUUUUCAUCAUCUAACAUCUCUUGGUCAAGGUUUCCUGUACUACCUCGGUCACUUGCUGACCAUGGCUCACACUACCUACCUUGAAGUCCCUUCUCCUGAGCAGCUGGUUAUGGCUGACCUUUUACUUGGGAACAGCACAGGUCCAGAGCAAACCCAUGCAGUUUUCAAGGGUAUGAUAUUUGAAACUUUGAAACUGCAUGGGUUGGAGAAUGAAGCUGAAGUCAGCUUGGUAGAUGACGUUGAUAUUCUUAGAGGGUACACAUUGGCCACCAAACUGGUUAAAAUAACUCUAGGACAUAUGCAGAGAACAGGUACAUGGAACUAA
This is a messenger RNA of Lingula anatina, 3429 nucleotides long. RefSeq lists its product as uncharacterized. NCBI's taxonomy places the organism in Eukaryota, Metazoa, Brachiopoda, Lingulata, Lingulida, Lingulidae. The record is from RefSeq and is a predicted model, not a curated record.